GUUCCAAUUUCUGCCUAUUGAGUGGGUAACGACCGAGCCAAAGGAAACGGCGGUGGACUGCUCCCCGGAGGAUUUCGAGGAGUGUAUCUCAAAGCCGGGCUGCAUGUGGAAGGAGCCCGAAUACAAGGACUUAGCUUGUGUGGUCGCAGACUGGGGCGAGUGGCAGCCCUGCUCCGUGACAUGUGGCGUCGGGAAACAGAAGCGCUUCCGGCCUUUCCCGACACAGCGCAGCUGCCGCAAGCUGAAUCCACAACCUCUGGUCGCAGAAGACCGAUACUGCAUGAAGCCCGCGUGUCCUUUGGUCGCAGGCCAUUGCGAGGCUGCCAAACCGAACUCAACUGGCAGCGCCAUGCUGUGGCAAAGCAAGGCCAGGACAACCCCUCGCUCCGCGAAGGAGCCACGCAACUGGGUUCUUGUUGGAAGCUGA
This is a messenger RNA of Symbiodinium necroappetens, 427 nucleotides long. The record is from the annotation of a GenBank genome assembly. NCBI's taxonomy places the organism in Eukaryota, Dinophyceae, Suessiales, Symbiodiniaceae.